This is a messenger RNA of Mobula hypostoma (lesser devil ray), 6085 nucleotides long. RefSeq names its product phosphodiesterase 10A (gene pde10a). Gene Ontology annotation, biological process: signal transduction; negative regulation of receptor guanylyl cyclase signaling pathway. Lineage: Eukaryota; Metazoa; Chordata; Chondrichthyes; Myliobatiformes; Myliobatidae. The record is from RefSeq and is a predicted model, not a curated record. Gene Ontology annotation, molecular function: 3',5'-cGMP-stimulated cyclic-nucleotide phosphodiesterase activity; protein binding.
AUGUUGCAUUUAUGUUCAAAAAACCUCCAGUACUGCACGGAGGCGAUGGCCAUGCCGGAGGUGGUUACUCCGAGACUUAGCCUGCUCCCUCCCCUCGCGCCUCAGCCGGUCCCCGUCCCCGCCCCCUCCCGGGCGGCGGCAGCAGCGCCCAUACAACCGGUGUGGAGAUGUUACCCGCUUCUCACUAGCACCGGUAGGAACCGCCCUUCCAGCACUUUCCUCCUCCCUGCUCCCACUGCCGGGGCCGGCCGGCUUGCGAGGAGGAAACGGGCUGCAGGGCAGUGGCAGACGGAACCGCAGGCGGGGCUCUCAUCCGACUUCAAACCGGCACCGAGCAAGCGGCACCAGCGGGCAGGCAUGGGAGACGGGGGCACCGCCGGCUGCUUUCGGAGAUUCGCCAACUGCCUCUACACCUGCUGUUUGACGGAUGAAAAAGUAAAGACUUACCUUUCACUUCAUACACAUGUACUGGAUGAAUUUGUGGCAGACAGUGUUGAUGUUGAAACACUAGAAAAGUGGCUAAUGAAAAAACACAGCAGGCAAGAUGAUGACUCCUUGUCCAAAGAAACGAAUAGGUACUUGGAAAGCAACAUUCAGGCUGUGGUCUACGAAUUAAAUUCGUACCUAGAACAGCGUCUGGACGUUGGUGGUGGUGACAACAAACUACUAUUGUAUGAAUUGUCCAACAUCAUCAAAACAGCCACCGAUGCUGACACAUUUGCGCUUUAUUUCUUGGGAGAAGGCAGCAAUUCACUAUACUUGUUUACUCCAGUCGGAUUAAAAGAGCAGCGGCUUACUCCUACUGGACAAGUUGGAUAUGGCACCACAAUAGCAUCGUAUGUAGCCAAGUUCAGAAGAACACUCUUAGUAGAAGAUAUUGCUGGGGACAAAAGAUUUCCCAAAGGGACGGGGCUGGACUCAGCAACUCCUAUCCAAUCUGUUCUCUGUUUACCAAUAAUCACUGCCGGCGAUGAAUUAAUAGGUGUUUUGGAAUUACAUCGAUAUUUCGGCAAAGAUCCUUUUGACAUCAACCAACAGAAGGUUGCCACUGCAAAUUUAGCAUGGGCUUUGGUGGCAAUACAUCAAAUCCAGGUGACAAAAGGUCUUGCCAAACAGACUGAAUUGAACGAUUUUCUACUGGAUGUUUCCAAAACCUACUUUGAUAAUAUACUGGCAAUAGAUUCACUACUUGAACACAUUAUGAUGAACGCAAAAAGCUUGGUAAAUGCAGAUCGUUGUGCACUCUUUCAGGUUGACCACAACAAGGGAGAGUUGUAUUCAGACUUGUUUGAUAUCGGUGAAGUGAAAGAAGGAAAACCAGUCUUCAAGAAAACUAAAGAGAUUAGGUUUUCUAUUGAGAAAGGAAUUGCUGGACAAGUAGCACGAACAGGGGAAGCUCUAAACAUUCCUGAUGCCUAUGCAGACCCUCGCUUCAACAGAGAAGUAGACCUUUAUACAGGGUAUACAACACGAAACAUUCUCUGCAUGCCUAUCGUCAGCCGAGGGAUUGUCAUUGGUGUCAUACAAAUGGUGAACAAAAUGAGUGGUAAAGCCUUUACUCAAACAGAUGAGAAGAACUUUAAAAUGUUUGCCGUUUUCUGUGCUUUGGCUUUACACUGUGCAAAUAUGUACCACAAAAUACAACAGUCAGAGUGCAUUUAUCGGGUCACAAUGGAGAAGCUGGCUUAUCAUAGUAAAUGUACAACUGAAGAAUGGCAGAGCCUCAUGAAAUCUACUUUCCCCAGAGCCCUUUGCAAAGAGGUUGAACAAUUCCAUUUUGAUAUCAGCCCCUAUGAGGACCUCUGGCCAAGUAUUUUUAUCUAUAUGAUACAUAGUAGCUGUGGAAAGAACAGCAUUGAUCUGGAAAAACUGUGUCGGUUCACAAUGUCAGUGAAGAAAAACUACCGCCGUGUGCCUUACCACAACUGGAAACAUGCAGUCUCUGUGGCACAUUGCAUGUAUACUAUCCUGCAGAGCGUUCAGGGCACAUUUUCAGAACUGGAGCGAAAAAGUCUCCUUGUGGCUUGUUUGUGUCAUGACCUAGACCACAGAGGUUAUACUAACAGCUAUCUACAAAAGUUUGAUCAUCCACUGGCUGCUCUGUACUCCAGCUCCACAAUGGAGCAGCAUCACUUCUCCCAGACAGUUGCUAUCUUACAGGAAGGGCAUAAUAUUUUCGCCAAUCUGACAGGUGAUGAGUAUGAAAAUUUGCUGGAGAUCAUUCGGAAAGCCAUCAUUGCCACUGAUCUUGCACUACAUUUUGGAAACAGAAAACAGUUAAGUGACCUGCUGCAAGCAGGGGCAUUGAAUAUCAACAAUCAAGCACAUAGAGACAGGGUGAUUGGUCUAAUGAUGACAGCUUGUGAUCUCUCCUCCGUCACCAAAUUAUGGCCAGUUACCAAGGCAACAACCGGUGAUAUAUAUGCUGAAUUCUGGGGAGAGGGUGACGAAAUGAAAAAAAUGGGACUACAGCCCAUACCCAUGAUGGACAGGGAUAAAAAUGAUGAGAUCCCCGAAGGCCAGGUUGGUUUCUACAAUGCUGUAGCCUUGCCUUGUUAUCGUAUACUUGCAGAGAUCUUUCCAGCAACCACUCAUUUGUUAAAAUCUUGCAGAGAGAAUCUUGCUCAGUGGGAGAAGAUAGUACAAUCAAGAGAUGCCUCAGGAACAACUCGAAACCAAAAGUCUCCUUUGAAGAACAGCCCUGUGAAAAUUGAGAACUAAUGGGACCAGUACUCUGAAAUGAAUGCUCCACCAUUGCGUAUGGCUCUGAAUAGAAGAAGAGCCUGUAACUGUUGUUGAUACAGUGACAUUACCUCAUGAAUCCAUGACAACAUAACUCCCUUUCUAGUUGAUUACACUGGACAUUUGGAAAUUUAACAUUUUGUAAGGCAUCAGAUGUGGCUGUUCUAGCAAAUCUGUUGUGUUUGGAAAAUAAUAUGAUUUUUUAAAAAGAAAAUAUUGGCCCUUAACUAUAUAUUGUAUUGCUGUGGCCUUAAUAUACUUCUAAACAGGGAGGUACUUUCCAUGCAAUCAUAUGCUAGGUGUAGCAUUUGCAGUGGUACUGAAAUCAUUAUUUUCAUUAUAGGUAGUUUAUAUAUCAGUAUGAAUGUUGGUAGAAGAUAUACAGAGUGUGUAUGUGUAAAUAUAUGUAUAUAUACACACACAGUAUAUAUAUAUAUAUAUGUAGGAUGUUGCAUUGUAGUAGCCGUAGUCUGAGUGACAAAUAUUGUUAAAUUAUUACUUGAACUGAUGACAGCAUGUAACAGAAGUGCAAAUUGCAAAAAAAAGACAUCUUUCAGUCAUCUUAGAAUUAUUUCCAACUUAGAACAGUAAAAGGAAUUUGUUGUCAGAUUUCUGUUGGGGCUGUAAAUGAAUGCAAGUCAAUGGGAUAAAGAAUUUCUUUAUAGGAAAGACAGAAUGAUGCACUGUUUUUUUCUUGUCCUGUAACAAGCUGGUUUAGACAUUCAUUUACUUCAUUUAUUUGAGUAGUAGCUGUGAUGAGCAGGUUUUAUGGUGAAGGUGCUCUAAAUUGGAUAAAAUUUUGAUAAACUUGACAUUGAUAAUCUGAAAUAACAACCCUAAUAUUUUCCCCAUAUCUAAACAGCAGUGUAUAAUGAUUAGCAGAAAGAACAAGACAACAGUAACUAUUCAGUAAAAAGUUUGACAAGGUCUCAUGAAGAUUGUAAUUUCAUUUUGUUUUUCCUUUUGAUUUUUAAAUGGGUGAAGUGAGUGAGAGAUGAGAAGUGGGAAUUUAUCUGCUUACCAAAUGUGGUAAACUCUUGAAUUUCCGACAUUUCUUUCUUGAAUUCUUGAAUGCGGCCUUCUAUGUAUUAGCGAGACCCGACGCAGACUGGGAGAUCGUUUCGCUGAACACCUACGCUCUGUCCACCAGAGAAAGCAGGAUCUCCCAGUGGCCACACAUUUUAAUUCCACGUCCCAUUCCCAUUCUGACAUGUCUAUCCACGGCCUCCUCUACUGUAAAGAUGAAGCCACACUCAGGUUGGAGGAACAACACCUUAUAUUCCGUCUGGGUAGCCUCCAACCUGAUGGCAUGAACAUUGACUUCUCAGACUUCCACUAAUGCCCCACCUCCCCCUCAUACCCCAUCCGUUAUUUAUUUAUUUAUUUAUUUACACACAUUCUUUCUCUCUCUCUCUCUCUCCUUUUUCUCCCUCUGUCCCUCUCACUAUACACCUUGCCCAUCCUCUGGGCUUUUCUCCCCCUCCCCCUUUUCUUUCUCCCUAGGCCUCCUGUCCCAUGAUCCUUUCAUAUCCCUUUUGCCAAUCAACUGUCCAGCUCUUGGCUCCAUCCCUCCCCCUCCUGUCUUCUCCUAUCAUUUCGGAUCUCCCCUUCCCACUUUAAAAUCUCUUACUAGCUCUGUUUUCAGUUAGUCCUGACAAAGGGUCUCGGCCCGAAACGUCGACUGUAUCUCUUCCUAGAGAUGCUGCCUGGCCUGCUGCGUUCACCAGCAACUUUUAUGUGUGUUGCUUGAAAUUCCAGCAUCUGCAGAUUUCCUUAUGUUUGUGUUUUUAAAUUCUUGAAUUUACAGGUUUGUAAUACAUUAUAUCAUAGGACAGAUGUCUUGAUACAGAAAACACAGAUUGACACUCAUGGGUGUCCUACAGUGAACACUGAUACAUCAGCUGAAUCAACAUAUUGCCACUGAUAACUGUUGUUGAAUUGAACUCCAGCCAGAAGAAUCAAUGCUGUUGUACCUUUCAGUAGUUCCUACUCCAGAAUAAGUAACUGGAGAAAAGUUUGGUAUUUGGAAAAGGAAAACAUGAAAAUAUCUGACAGGCACAAGGUAGUAAGGUAUCUGACAACUAAGCAAACGAGCAUAUUAAUGUGACAAUGGUUGUACAGAUUUUUUGCAGGAGCAAAUAAUCUUUUUUACUCCGUGAAUCGCUCACCAAAUAUUGUUCAUUACCAUACGUCACUUCUGAAUAAUGAAAUUACUGAAAACCAUUCAGUAACCAAAAAUGAAAUGAAAAAUGAAUCUUGCCUUUAAAGGUUUAGAAAUAAUUUGCACAAUGUAAGUUACACUAUGAGUACCUCAGCAAAUCUGUGGAGUAAGAUUUCCAAGUAGCCAAAGCUGUGAAGCAAAGGCUUUAGGCAUAUACUGUCAUGCUUUUUUGACUGAAGUAGGAUGUGUGAUUGCUAGAACAUUCCCAAUGAUUGAAAAAUAUUGGUAAUAUGAUCUUGCAUUCUCAUGCUACAUUUGCUAGGCAAAAAUAAAUAAUGCAGGGGAAGAGUAAAUGGGAAUUCUAUCAUGCAUAACAGACCCCUUGUAUAAAUGUUUUUAAAUCUUUCAAUCUACUUCUACACAUUGAUUGUUCCACUUAUAAUAUCUGAAUGUUUAAAACUUCCAAAAUUGAAUUAUCCAAAUUGGCAAAACAUUGAAUGCAUUUAACUUCAUUUGCUUCCCUAAUAUCAAUUAUAAAAUCAUACUGUACCAUAGAACUGAUGGACCUUUUCAAGUAAUUCUAAUAUUGCAGUAUGUUGCACUAGUCUACUCAGAAUGCUGUCAAUCUUGUUGGCUCUAGUUUCUUCUGGAAGUUUUAAAUCUAUUUUUUGCACUCUUUUAUUGUACUUAAUGGAAUGCUUUGUGUGCAUGUAAUAUGUGCAAACUGGAACUUCAUAACAUAUUUCUUCUCAUGCCUGCUGCCCAAGCAGCUUCAACGUCACCUGUAAAUAUAAGUAAAUGCUGACUAAUUGUCCUCUUUAGCUUUAUUAUAAAAUGUAAUGUUUCAGUGUAACAAAUGUUAAUAUUUAGACAAUUGUUUACUCCAAGUGAUUUGGUUAUGUACAUUUACAAUACAGAAACAUAACAGUUAUUGUAAAUUAAUUUGUACACAGUAUAGUAUGUUGGUUCAAAAAGUCCAAAGUUUUGGAUGGGCUUUUCUGUUAGAAGUAUUUCCAGAGUAGAUACAUGUUGACUAGUAACAGGACAUACUCUGAAGAAGUGAAAAUGGUAAAAACUGCAAGUGCAAUAAUUUUGAGGUGUCUUAACUUCCAGUUUAUAAAUUAUAAAUAUUGUACAUGUUCUGUAAGUUUUCUUGUCUCUUCAUUUGCAGUCUUUGUAUUA